AUGGGGAACAAAAACACGAAAGCACUUCAAAAAGGGGCACAGGUUGAUAAAACUGGUGAUCUUGGGUUCACCGCUUUUCACGCUGCUGCAUCGACCGGCCAUGUAGAUGAAGCAGUGCAAGCUAAUAUUCCUAAUAUGAAGGAACAAGCAGCAUUCAACACAGCUUCAUUACACGGCCAUCUGGAUAACGCUAAAUUCCUUAUAAAGAAAGGAGCAGAGCUUGAAAAGCACGAAGGUGCAGGAUUCACUGCCUUACAUCAUGCCGUGCUGGAAGGUCGUCCGGAUACCAUAGAUCAUCUAGUCACCGAAGGAGCCGAUGUAAAUAAUACAACAGAUGAUGGUCGGACAGUUCUCCACUUUGCGGCUAUGAGCAAUAAUCUUGAGAUUAUGAAAUAUCUUAUCAGCAGAGGAGCAGAGCUUGAUAAGCCCGAUGAUGCAGGAUUCACUGCCUUACAUCUUGCCGUGCUGGAUGGUCAUUUGAAUACCAUAGAAUAUCUGGUCACUGAAGGAGCCGAUGUGAAUAAAGCAAUAGGUAAAGGUCAGACAGCCCUCCACUUUGCUGCAAAGAGCAAUCAUCUUGAAGUCGUGAAAUAUCUUAGCAGUAAAGGAGCAGAGCUUGAUAAGCCCGAUGAUGCAGGAUUCACUGCCUUACACCUAGCCGUGCUUGAAGGUCUACUGGAUACCAUAGAAUAUCUUUUAACUAAAGGGGCCGAUGUGAAUAAGGCUGACAAAGAAGGAAGGCAUUCGCUACAUUUAGCUGCAGGAAAGGGGCACCUAGAUGUUCUGCAGUAUCUUCUCGGCAAAGGAGCAAAGUCCGAUCAGGCCGAUGAUGAUGGGAUUAACGCUCUAGAUUAUGCUAUAAAAGAUGGUCAUCUCGAUGCCACAAAACAUCUGUUCAGUCUUCCUGCCGAAGGCGAUAGAGAUGGGGAUAGAGAAUUCUAUGCAUUCCAUCUUGCUGCAUGUGCGGGUCAUAUUGACAUCAUGAAGCAUUUCCUCAGCGAAGGAGCAAAUAUUGAUGAGAUUGGUGCUAACGGUUACACCGCCUUUCAAUUUGCUGCAAUGACUGGUUAUCUUGAAGUUUGUCAAUAUCUUCUCAACGCCGGUGCACAUUUCGAUAUUCAACACAAAGAGCAUGUUGAAGGUUUGAGAUUUUCGCCAUAUCUUCUCGCGGCAGCUAAUGGGCAUCUUGAGAUCAUGAAAUGUCUUAUCAGCAGAGGAGCAGAGGUUGAUAGGAAAGAGGGUGCAGGAAUCACUGCCCUACACCUUGCCGUGAUGAAAGGUCAACUGGAUCCAAUAAAAUAUCUGGUCACUAAAGGAGCUGAUGUGAAUAAAGCAACAGAUAGUGGUCAGACAGCUCUCCAUUUUGCAGCGUCAAACGGUGAUCUUGAGAUCAUGAAAUAUCUUAUCAGCAGAGGAGCAGAGGUUGAUAAGGCUGAGAGUACAGGAUUCACUGCCUUACUUCAUGCCGCACUGAAAGGUUAUCUGGAUCCCAUAAAAUACCUGGUCACUAAAGGAGCUGAUGUGAAUAAAGCAACAGAUAGUGGUCAGACAGCUCUCCAUUUUGCAGCGUCAAACGGUGAUCUUGAGAUCAUGAAAUAUCUUAUCAGCAGAAGAGCAGAGGUUGAUAAGGCUGAGAGUACAGGAUUAACUUCCUUACAUCAUGCCGUGCUGGAAGGUCAUCUGGACACCAUGGAAUAUCUGGUCACUGAAGGAGCUGAUGUGAAUAAAGCAACAAAUGAUGGUCGCACAGCUCUCCAAUGUGCAGCGGUAAACGGUCAUCUUGAGAUCAUGAAAUGUCUUAUCAGCAGAGGAGCAGAGGUUGAUAGGGCAGAGAGUACAGGAUUAACUGCCUUACAUCAUGCCGUGCUGGAAGGACAUCUGGACACCAUGGAAUAUCUGGUCACCGAAGGAGCUGAUGUGAAUAAAGCAACAAAUGAUGGUCGCACAGCUCUUCACUUUGCUGCAAAGAGCAAUCAUCUUGAAGUCAUGAAAUGUCUUAUCAGCAGAGAGGCAGAGGUCGAUAUGGCCGAGAGUAUAGGAUUCACUGCCUUACAUUAUGCCGUGAUGGAAGGUCAUCUGGAUACCAUAGAAUAUCUAGUCACUAAAGGAACAGAUAUGAAUAAAGCAAUAUGUAAUGGUCGGACAGCUAUCCACUUUGCGGCAAUGAGCAAUCAUCUUGAAGUCGUGAAAUAUCUUAUCAGCAGAGGAGCAGAGCUUGAUAAGCCCGAUGAUGCAGGAUUCACUGCCUUACAUCUUGUCGUGCUUGAAGGUCUACUGGAUACCACACAAUAUCUUGUAACUAAAGGGGCCGAUGUGAAUAAAGCAAACGAAAAUGGUGACACAGCCCUCCUCAUUGCAGUGGCAAGCGGUCAUCUUGAGAUCAUGAAAUGUCUUAUCAGCAGUGGAGCAGAGGUUGAUAGUGCAGAUAUUUCAGGAUUCACUUCCUUACAUCAUGCCAUGCUGGUAGGACCACUUGAUACCAUAGAAUAUCUGGUUACUAAAGGAGCAGAUGUCAAUAGGGCUGACAAAAAGGGAAGGCAUUCGCUACAUUUUGCUGCUGGAGAGGGGCGCCUAGACGUUCUGCAGUAUCUUCUCGGCAAAGGAGCAAGGUCCGAUCAAGCCGAUGAUAAUGGAAUUACCGCUCUAGAUUAUGCUAUAAGAGGCGGUCAUCUCGAUGUCACAAAACAUCUUCGCAGUAUUUCAUCCCAAGGCGAAAGAGAUGGGGAUAGAGCAUUCUAUGAAUUCCAUCUUGCGGCAUGUGCGGGUCGUAUUGACCUCAUGGAGCAUUUCCUCAGCGAAGGAGCAAAUAUCAAUAGGACUGGUGCUAAUGGGUUCACCGCCUUUCAAUUUGCUGCAAAGAGUGGUAACCUGGAAGUUUGUCAAUUUCUUCUCGACGCAGGCGCACAUAUCGAUAUUGAAGACAAAGAACAUGUUGAAGAUUUUGAAUUUUCUCCAUAUGUUCUCGCGGCUGCUAACGGGCAUCUUGAUAUCAUGAAAUAUCUUAUCAGCAGAGGAGCAGAGGUUGAUAAGGCUGAGAGUUUAGGAUUCAUUGCCUUACUUCAUGCCGCGCUGAAUGGUCAUCUGGAUCCCAUAAAAUACCUAAUCACUAAAGGAGCCGAUGUAAAUAAAACAACAGGUGUUGGUCGCACAGCCCUCCAUUUUGCAGCGUCAAACGGUCAUCUUGAGAUCAUGAAAUAUCUUAUCAGCAGAGGAGUAGAGGUUGAUAAGGCUGAAAGUACAGGAUACACUGCCUUACAUUUUGCCGUGCUGAAAGGUAAUCUGGAUUCCAUAAAAUAUCUGGUCACUAAGGGAGCUGAUGUGAAUACAGUAACUGAUGGUGGUGAGACAAAUCUCCAUUUUGCAGCGUCAAAUGGUUAUCUUGAGAUCAUGAAAUAUCUUAUUAGCAGAGGAGCAGAGGUUGAUAGGUCAGAGAGUCAUGGACUUACUUCUUUGCAUUUUGCAAUAAUGAAAGGUCAUGUUGAAGUCAUUGGAUAUCUUCGAAGCCUAGGGGCACGAUAUGACAUGAGUAAUGAACGCGGAGGUACUGCAUUACAUAUCGCUGCAUUGGAAGGCCAUGUUGAUGUAGUAAAGUAUAUACUCGGCCUAGGAAUGGAGGUGGACAGGGUUGAUAAAUUCGGAACUACUGCAUCCCAUCUUGCAGCAUCGAACGGUUAUCUUGACCUAAUGCAAUUUCUUAUCAGUAAAGGGGCGCAGGUUGACAAAACUGAUGACCUUGGGUUCACCGCUUUUCAUGUUGCUGCAUCGACCGGCCAUUUAGAUGUAGUGAAAUAUCUCCUCGAUAAAGCAGUGCAAGCUAAUAUUCCUAAUAUGAAGGGAAAAACAGCAUUCCACACAGCUUCAUCAAACGGCCAUCUGGAUAUUGUUGAAUUCCUCGUAACGAAAGGAGCAGAGGUCGAUAAGGCUGACAGUGAAGGAUUGACUGCCUUACAUCAUGCAGCUCGGAAGGGUCACCUCGAUGUAGUUAAAUGUCUGCUUAGUGGAGGAGCUGAUGUUAUUAAGGGGACACCUGGUGUUGGCCAAACGGCCAAAGGAGCCAAGGUAGACAUGCCUGAUAGGAAAGGAUUAACAGCAUUGCAUCUUGCUGCACGAGCCGGUCUUCUGGAUAUUACAGGCUAUUUGCUAAGUGAAGGAACUGCAUGA
Messenger RNA from Strongylocentrotus purpuratus (purple sea urchin), 4161 nucleotides. RefSeq names its product serine/threonine-protein phosphatase 6 regulatory ankyrin repeat subunit B-like. The record is from RefSeq and is a predicted model, not a curated record. The coding region runs from base 1 to 4161 and encodes 1386 amino acids. The transcript is spliced from 2 exons. NCBI's taxonomy places the organism in Eukaryota, Metazoa, Echinodermata, Echinoidea, Camarodonta, Strongylocentrotidae. Gene Ontology annotation, molecular function: protein binding.